GUUUCGGGGGGGGUUGGGGCCGGGGGGUGCGCGGGGACCCCCAUCCUCGGCUGGGCUCUGCGGGGGGCACACCCCCCUCCCCACGCCCUCCGCAGCAGCCUCGCCGCCUGUCGCGGUAGCGGCCGCCUGUCGCGACAGCCGAGCCUCCGCCCCACCUGUUGUCACAGCCCCCCGCUCGGCCGGACCCCCCACCACCACCCCGGGGUGCUGGGGGUCCCCUGGGGGGGGAAGCGGGGACGGGCCCGGCCCGGUUCGCCCCGCGGUGAUGCCCGGGGUGGUCCCGGCGGAGGCAGCCCCCCGGUACUGGCGGCAUCCCCCCGGUGAGCGGCUGCAGGGGGGCAGCGGGGCGAGCUGGGGGGCUGCCCGCCCCGCCCCGCAGGGCUGAGAGCUGGGGGGUGUGUGACGCUGCUGCCCCACGGCAGGGCGGAGGCGCAGCCCGGCGGGACCCCGGCACCAGCCCCAGGACCAUGAUCCCCCCCAAGGAGAAGGCCAGGGCUCCCAAGGACAGCAUGACGCUCCUGCCCUGCUUCUACUUCGUGGAGCUGCCCAUCGUGGCCUCCUCCAUCGUGACGCUCUACUUCCUGGAGCUGACGGAUCUCUUCAAGCCGGCCAAGGUGGGCUUCCAGUGCUACGACCGGGCGCUUUCCAUGCCCUACGUGGAGACCAACGAGGAGCUCAUCCCGCUGCUGAUGCUGCUCAGCCUGGCCUUCGCCGCACCCGCCGCCUCGAUCAUGGUCGGGGAGGGCAUCGUGUACUGCCUGCAGUCCCGGCUGAAGGGACGCGCCGGAGCCGAGGGCAGCAUUAACGCCGGCGGCUGCAACUUCAACUCCUUCCUGCGCCGCACCGUAAGGUUUGUGGGCGUCCACGUGUUCGGGCUCUGUGCCACGGCCCUGGUGACGGAUGUGAUCCAACUGGCCACCGGCUACCACGCGCCCUUCUUCCUGACCGUCUGCAAGCCCAACUACACGCUGCUGGGCACCCCCUGCGACGCCAACCCCUACAUCACCCAGGACAUCUGCUCGGGGACGGACAAGCACGCCAUCCUCUCCGCCAGGAAGACGUUCCCGUCCCAGCACGCCACGCUCUCGGCUUUCGCUGCCGUCUACGUGUCGAUGUAUUUCAACUCCAUCAUCUCGGACAGCACCAAACUCCUCAAGCCCAUCCUGGUCUUCGCCUUUGCCAUCGCCGCCGGCGUCUGCGGCCUGACCCAGAUCACCCAGUACCGCAGCCACCCAGCCGACGUCUACGUGGGCUUCCUGAUCGGCUCCGGCAUCGCCGCCUACCUGGCUUACCACGCCGUUGGCAACUUCCGUGCCCCGAUGGAGAGGGUGCCGGCGCCGGCGCCGGCCAAGGACGCGCUGCGGGCACUGACGCAGCGGGGCCACGACUCCGUCUACCACCAGAACAAGUCGGUGAGCACCGACGAGCUGAACCCGCAGACGCGGCUGGAGGAGGUGGCGCGGCCGGUGCCGCGGGAGAAGAACUCCCUGGGCAGCCUGAAGCGGGCCAGUGUGGACGUGGACCUGCUGGCCCCCCGCAGCCCCAUGGGCAAGGAGAACAUGGUGACCUUCAGCAACACCCUGCCCCGCGUCAACACCCCCUCCAUGGACGACCCCGCGCGGCGGCACAUGACCAUCCACGUCCCCGUGGACGCCUCCCGCUCCAAGCAGCUCAUCACCGAGUGGAAGCAGAAGUCGCUGGAGGGCCGGAGCAUGACGCUGGCGGAGGAGGCGGCGGCGGCACACGGCCGGGGGCCGGGGGAUGCCGGCGAGGACGUGCCCCCCUCUCUCUACCCUACGGUGCAAGCGCGCUCGGCUGAGCGGGCGGCCAUGGGGCCCCGCGUCCUCAUCCAGUCGCGGCCGGGCGCCUCGCAGCUGGUGCACAUCCCCGAAGAGAGCCAGGCGGGCGCCGGCGCCCCGGCCGGCAGCGGGGCGGCCGUGCGGGCCAAGUGGGUGAUGGUGGCGGAGAAGGGGGGGGCGCAGCGGGUGGCCAACCCCCCGCGCCUGAUGCAGGUCAUCGCCAUGUCCAAGCAGCAGAGCAUGGUCUCCGUCACCCCCAAGCACUCGGAGACCUCCUCGUCCUCCACCAGCUCCGACUCUUCCCAGUACCGCUCGCCCUCGGAGCGAGACAGCUCCAGCAUCAUCACCAUCGACGCCCACGCCCCCCACCACCCCGUCGUCCAUCUCUCUGCGGGCAACGGGCCCUGGGAGUGGAAAUCGGGGCCGAAGGGGCCGGAGGGGCCGGACGCCUACGAGCUGGGCGAGAUGGGGAAGGAUUUCCGCGGCUUCCGCCCGGCCAAGAGCGCCGGCGUCUCCCCCGGCUCCUCCGUCAGCGACAUGGAGCAGGACGAGCCGCGUUACGGCAGCCUGGCCGCCAUCCCGGGGGCGGUGGGGGGCGGAGGCGAGCGGGGGGACCCCCCCGCCGAGGGGCUGCUGGGCACGGCCAGCCGGGAGUCCACGCUGCGGAGGAAGCCGGCCGAGAGGGACGGGCAGGGGGACAGCGAGGUGGACCACUACUACAAGAAAAUGCAAGCCAGCCGCAGGUUUAAGGACUGAGCCCCCAGUUGCCUCCCCUGCGGCCGGCCCCCAGCUCGGGGGGCUGGAGUGGGGAGGGGGACACAACGCCAGGGUCCCCUCUC
Messenger RNA from Chroicocephalus ridibundus (black-headed gull), 2638 nucleotides. It is a transcript of the gene PLPPR3, whose product is annotated as phospholipid phosphatase related 3. Gene Ontology annotation, biological process: phospholipid metabolic process; signal transduction; phospholipid dephosphorylation. NCBI's taxonomy places the organism in Eukaryota, Metazoa, Chordata, Aves, Charadriiformes, Laridae. The transcript has 7 exons. Gene Ontology annotation, cellular component: plasma membrane. The record is from RefSeq and is a predicted model, not a curated record. Gene Ontology annotation, molecular function: phosphatidate phosphatase activity. The coding region runs from base 468 to 2555 and encodes 695 amino acids.